This is a messenger RNA of Fonsecaea nubica, 999 nucleotides long. RefSeq lists its product as hypothetical. The transcript has 4 exons. NCBI's taxonomy places the organism in Eukaryota, Fungi, Ascomycota, Eurotiomycetes, Chaetothyriales, Herpotrichiellaceae. Gene Ontology annotation, biological process: L-valine catabolic process. Gene Ontology annotation, cellular component: mitochondrion. Gene Ontology annotation, molecular function: 3-hydroxyisobutyrate dehydrogenase activity; NADP binding; NAD binding. The coding region runs from base 1 to 999 and encodes 332 amino acids. The record is from RefSeq and is a predicted model, not a curated record.
AUGGAGGACAGCGCAGCUCAUGAAUCCUACAAGCUCCCGACGGACCCUGUAUAUGGCUUCGUCGGGAUCGGUGUGAUGGGAUAUGGAAUGGCAAUGAACCUCCGCACCAAAAUCCCCGAGACAGCCAGGUUUGUGCUGUGUGAGAUCAACGAGACACGAAGGGAGCAGUUUCUCCAGGAAUGUAAGGCUCCUGUGGAAGUAGCACAGUCGCCGCGCGAGGUGGCCGAGAAGGCUGACAUUAUAAUCACUAUGCUGCCACGAGCACCGCACGUCCAGGAUGCCUUUACAAACCCCGAGACAGGCUUCCUGGCGGGACUGUCGUCUUCGUCGUCCACACGACUGUUCCUGGAAUGCUCCAGCAUCGAUGUCGCAACAUCAACAGCUCUCGCAAAGAAGGUGGCUGCCACAGGACUGGCCAUCUUUGUCGACGCUCCCGUGUCCGGAGGACCUCAGGGGUCCAACGCAGGCACCUUGACCUUCAUGGUUGGAACACCUAACGAGCGGAUUUUCGACGUCGUCAAGCCAAUUCUGGCCAUGAUGGGUAAGGAGGACAAUAUCUACCAGUGUGGAGGAUUAGGUGCCGGCCUCGCGACGAAGCAGUUGAAUAACUAUUUGGGCUAUGUUGGGUAUCUGGGGCUUUGUGAAGUGAUGAAUGCCGGUACGCUGUACGGCCUUGACCCGAAAAUUCUAUCAAACGUCAUCAACGCUUCGUCCGGCAUGAACUGGAACUCCCUGCACCACAACCCGGUCAAGGGAGUCAACCCCGCGGCUUCGUCAGCGCGAGAUUUCAAAGGCGGCUUCACAACCGAGCUGGCCGGUGGCGUCAUCGACGACGCCGUGGCCCUCAUGGACUCUGUCGGUGCCAGCACAGUCCUCGCCGAGCCGGUGCAGAAGGUCUUUGUCGAGGCGAGGAAGAACGACAAGUGCAAGGGCAUGGAGGCGAGGAGCGUGUGGAAGCUCUUCGCUGAGGACGGCGGGAGUGAUGUGCGAAAACUGUAG